GUCAUUCAAAAAAUGGAGCGCUGAACUGCCAAGAGAUGGAGUGCACACUGGUCACCGGAUCAGUGGCAGCUGGUCCCAGGUGCUAUUUUCACUCCACAUAAAGUGAUGGGAACCCACUGCCUGCCAUGGAUCACACUCAGUCCCAGCCCAGCCCAGGUACGGAAUGAAGUCCACAGGGAGCGAGAGGGCAGGACACCCCGACUGCGGGGCCUCGGACCUGGACGAGCUGGACAGCGGCAGCGAGAGCUCAGACAAGUCCACCAGCGGCUGCAGCCAGCACAACGGCAAGGGCGCCCGGAGGAGGCGGACGAGGUUGGCGGGCGUGAGCAAGCAGCGCCAGGCGGCCAACGCACGCGAGAGAGACAGAACCCACAGCGUUAACACCGCCUUUACAGCACUCCGGACUCUUAUACCAACAGAGCCUGCCGACCGCAAGCUAUCCAAGAUAGAGACCCUGCGGUUGGCUUCAAGUUACAUUUCUCAUCUGGCAAAUAUCCUGCUCUUAGGAGAAGACUGCCUAGAUGGACAGCCCUGUUUGAAAUAUCAAACUAUCCUUCAAAGCAGCACUCGCUCCAGUAACCCAGCACCUAGGCCAAUAUGCACUUUCUGUCUCGGCAACCAAAGAAAAAUGCUCAGAGAAGGGGAAAAGCACUCAUCUGUUUGACACAGAAACAGUCAAAUGUGAGGGGGAAAGCAGACAGGACUGUACUGAGCAUGGAGAAACUGUGUCUGAGAUACUUUUGUGAACUGAUGUUUACAUUUAAGCAAUAUGUAUUCUUGUACAAAAAGACAAUGUUUAUUUUUUUAAUGACAGAGAUAUGAAACUGCACUUUCCGUUUACAAUGUCAGUGUUUUAAUGACUGUGUUUUGUAAAUGAAACGUGACACUGAAUGGGUAACGCAGUGCCUGGCACAGUAACUAUUUUAGUACCAGAAAUGCUAAACCUCAGCAUCCCAGAGUCCUAAAAGAAAGUCCGGUCUCCCCUGCUUGUCACAUGAUGUAAUCAGAGCUGAGGCUCCCAGUGGUUCCUGUCAAUAGGAUCUGUACAGGCUGCCCUCUCGCCUCGUUCUAAGCCUGUGCCAGCUGGAGACAGGAAUCAUGGCACCUUGUGGCUUCGAAGCAAUAUCUUCAGGCUUCCUUUCUGGGUUAUAUGUUCUCAUACCAGGCAGAUUCUGAACCAAAGUGAAUCAGCAAGCGUCAGGGGAAAAAAAUCAAAGUGCAUGGCUCUAGAAAAACAGGUCAGAAUCAGCACCUCAAUCGUCAGACAUUCACGCUGAAAAGAAGCCUUUACCAUUUCAGAUCAAUACAAAAUGAGGGUAGGGAGAGCACUUAGAACACACCUAAAGAUAAAUUUCAUAUUAACCUUUCUUAUUACAACAUUUUCUAAAUCCCUCACUACUGCUUAUGGCAAUGAAACAGCAUUUUUGUCUUUCCACCUUCACACCCAGGAGUCUGUCACAGAAAUACUUGAACGUAAAAAUGACCUGUUGGUUCCUCCUACCUUAUAGACUAAAGUUACUCCAGCACUUUAAGAAUCUUGACAGUCACUACUUUCACUGACUGACUGGAAGGACAAAAUGUAAUGACUGUAAAAUGCAGAUUUAGAUACUGUAAAUUGUAGAUGGGCAAUUUUCUACAUUUUUAAAUUAUGAAUUAUGAAUCAGUAGCCUUCUACAAAACAAAACAAAAAUGUAUUUUACCAAGAUAAAAAACGUUUUGGGGGGGUAUUUUUAAAAUGGUUUUCUUUAGAGCAAAAUGUUAUCCCAGGCUUCUAUAAGUAGCUUAAUAAUACGUUUAUUGCAAAUAUAGUGAGAUGCUUUGGGUAAAGCAAAGAGAAACAAAUGUGUUUUUAUUGCAUAAUUUGAGUUUGCAUUGGAGAAGAAAGCAUUGAAUGUUGUCCUUAUUUAAAAAAAAGGAAGUUGCAUCAUUGGUUAUGUGAUAUUUGUAACUGUGUCUGAGAAAUCUUCAAAAACUUACUAUCCCUAAUAAUAUCAUAUAAUAUCACUUGCUGAAAAUGAAAGCAUCACUUGUAAAUUUGCUUUCAUUUUCUGAUCAAACAGUUUGUGAAGGAAGUUAUUGUUCAAUGAUAGAUCUAAGAAGAAAAUUAUUUACACACAGAGUACAGGGUUCAUUAAUGUGGCCUGUACAAUUAACUUCAUAUCGUUCGAACUUUUGUUUGAUUUCUUUGUUUAGGAAAAAUAUUUUCUGAUAUUUUAUGUGAAUCAAGAUCUACUUUUUUCUCCUUAGAAGUACAUGUACAUGUCUGCAUCAUUAUAUACAGUAUAACUACAGGUAUAGUACAUGUUAUACAUUUUAUUACUGUUUCAUUGGUUGAAUAACUCACAAAUUUACCUCAGUAAAAAAUUCUGAAUACAUUUAAAAUAUUCUAUUAAAGCACUAAUGCAAUUUUUACCUCUAACCAUUUUUAACUGUUUAGUUUUUGAAAGCAUACUUGAAUUUCUCCUUCACUCCAUAAUAGAAUACUUUGCACUUAGUAAAUAAUUGUGCUGCUAUAACAUGAUUAUGUGUAUUUUUGUACAAAAUCUAAGAAUUGUAUAAGAUAACUUUAGUAAUAAAUUUUGAAA
Molecule: messenger RNA, 2585 nt
Organism: Lepisosteus oculatus (spotted gar)
Lineage: Eukaryota; Metazoa; Chordata; Actinopteri; Semionotiformes; Lepisosteidae
Product: transcription factor 15-like
Biological process (GO): developmental process; regulation of transcription by RNA polymerase II
Molecular function (GO): RNA polymerase II transcription regulatory region sequence-specific DNA binding; protein dimerization activity; DNA-binding transcription factor activity, RNA polymerase II-specific
Source: RefSeq, a predicted model, not a curated record